AUGGCUUGCAGGUUGGGGCUCCCCCACGGCAGUUCCCUGCACAGAUGCAUGCUGGUCCUGACCUUCCUGCUCCUGCUGUGUGAGAUUGUUGUCAGCCGCCUCUGUGACUCCCUAAUCACCAUGGUGGACGUCUUCCACACCCUCUUCAUCCUCAUGCACAUGGCUCUUCCUCUUGCUCAACCCACCCUGGGCAGAGGCCCCCCAAAACCGCCACCUGCCUCCCCUCUCUCCACCUCCAUCACCUCCACCCCCACUCAGUCACCUGUCAAAUCUCCCCCAUAUGCCUUAACCAUCUCCUGUGUCUCCCCCAUCCCUUCCAGCUCAGCUUCCUGUCCCUCUCCUCCCCUCUCAACCCCUGUCCUCACCACCACUUCCCAGUUUCCCUCCAAACCUCUCACCCCUACAACCACCCAUUGUUUCUCCCCUGACCACUCUGAGUCCAACCAGCUAACCUCUUAUCCCCAUCCCACCCUGUCUGUUCCAGCCAACCCUUUUCCCCGACGCCUCCCCCCUCAGGCCUCCCUGUGUGGCCUGUCCUACAGCGAAGCGAGGGUCCAGCCCCUGGGGGCUCUGAUCUCAGCUCUCCUGCUGGCUGCCCUGUGUGUCUCUGUCUCUCUGGAUAUCCUCAGCCACACCCUGCAGCCCCACCCUAUACAGCGCCCUCUUUUGGCCACGGUGAUGGGGGUUGUCAGCCUGCUCUACAACCUCCUGGUGCUGGGGCUCAGCUGGGGUAGCUGGCUUGGGACCAAGACUAGAGCUGCCUGGGAGGGGGAGGAGAGAUCUGUCCUUGUCAAGGCCGAGGUCCAGACCAAAGACAGCACUGGAGUGGGUGGAGAGAAUGACCUCAGUAACCUCACUACAUCUCUGGAUGGUGCCUUCCAAGAUGGAACACUUGUACUCUGUAACCCUGGAACCUCCAGUGUCCUGAACCCUGACAGUGACUCUCAGCACCCACCCCAGACAUCCCUACUCCGUACCGUGGCCCCUCAGGGUCCCCUUUCAGACCACUGCCAUGGAGCACUCACACCCCCUGCAGACUCACACACACUCCCUGCAGACUGCAGAACUGCAGAGACACCAAACAACUUCCCAAAUCCAGAGGCCAGUGGCUGUCAUCCAAAGUACCCCAACUCUGAGGUGUCUAAGUGUGUGGGACACAGAGAUAAUCAGACAGACCCCACCACAGUCUCAGCCCUAAAGUCAGAAAGCCCCACAAGGCUCAAAGUUCAACUUCCCGCCUUUCUCCCAUCCCUCAUCACCCUCACCCAGGCACUGCUGGGCUCCAUCCUGGCCCUCACCAACGGGCUUACCCUGCUACUCCUGGGCCCAGACUGCCUGCAUGGCUCUGGGGCCUGUGGCCCCUUCAUCUACCUGGACCCUGGCUUCUCCAUGGUGGCUGUGGUGGUGCUGCUGGCCACCGCUCUGCCCCAGGUGUGCCGUUACGGUUGGCUGCUGCUCCAGGCCAGCCCAUCCCAGGUGUGUGUGUCUGAUCUGGGCCGGCGGAUCGCCAGUGUGCCAGGGGUGCAGGCGGUGCACGACCUCCACGUGUGGCAGCUGACAGAGAGCUGCCUGGUGGCGUCUGUACAUGUCCACUGCCACGCUGGGUUCCAGAUACACAGGUGUGGUGAUCUGAUGUCGGGGGUCACCAAGGUGUUACAGAGUGUAGGUGUGAGCUGCUGUACCGUACAACCAGAGUUCCUCCUCUCCACUCCCUCAGCCAACGGCAACAUGGAUAACAACAACACCAACCGCACCAUCAUCCAUAGGGAGAUUCCCCCACUGCCCUCACACCUGGCCUGCAGCCUGGCCUGUGGGAAGGGCUGUGUUGGGAGGAUGUGCUGUGCUCCUCUGGAGGAAGGGUCUACAGAGCCACUGGCACCCCCUGCUGGGGAAACUGAGGAGCCUCACGUGCUGAUCAUAGAGAACGCCUUUCUUUGA
Oncorhynchus nerka (sockeye salmon) is the source of this 1938-nucleotide messenger RNA. RefSeq names its product mucin-2-like. Lineage: Eukaryota; Metazoa; Chordata; Actinopteri; Salmoniformes; Salmonidae. Gene Ontology annotation, molecular function: calcium channel inhibitor activity; zinc ion transmembrane transporter activity. Gene Ontology annotation, biological process: intracellular zinc ion homeostasis; detoxification of zinc ion; zinc ion transmembrane transport. Gene Ontology annotation, cellular component: endoplasmic reticulum; Golgi apparatus; membrane. The record is from RefSeq and is a predicted model, not a curated record. The transcript is spliced from 4 exons. Bases 1 to 1938 code for a protein of 645 amino acids.